This is a messenger RNA of Salvelinus sp. IW2-2015, 3233 nucleotides long. It is a transcript of the gene brd8a, whose product is annotated as bromodomain containing 8a. Gene Ontology annotation, cellular component: NuA4 histone acetyltransferase complex. The record is from RefSeq and is a predicted model, not a curated record. Lineage: Eukaryota; Metazoa; Chordata; Actinopteri; Salmoniformes; Salmonidae. Gene Ontology annotation, molecular function: protein binding.
UGUCAGUACGGGACCACAUGAGUUUAUAAACGAAUAGUUAUCAAACACAUCACUAUGGUGCUGUAAAUUGUUCAGUUAAUGUACUUAUUACUUCUACACAGCGGCAGCCACAGUGAGUCUGCGCAAAAUUAACAUUUCCCUUUUUCAUAUGAACGAUCUAAUUUGGUUUAUACUGUACUGAGUCAUAUUGGGUGGGUGGAGUAAUUGUAUGACCAGAAGAUGGCGAGCGGGGUUGGAAAACACAAGUUGCUUGCCAUGGGGCCAACGGAGCCAUGGUCGGUGAGGGAGAAGCUGUGCUUGGCCACCUCUGUCAUGAAGAGUGGGGACCAGAACUGGGUGUCUGUCAGUCGAGCCAUCAAACCAUUUGCAGAGCCAGGACGACCCCCUGACUGGUUCUCACAAAAGCACUGUGCCUCCCAGUACUCAGAACUCCUGGAGACGACAGAGACCCCAAAACGGAAGCGUGGCGAGAAAGGUGAGGUGGUGGAGACGGUGGAGGACGUGAUCGUCCGCAGGCUCACGGCAGAGAGGAUUGAGGAGCUGAAGCGCUUGAUCAAAGACACACAGGAGAARCACAGGAAGCUGAAGAAAGAGGCAGAGCUGAUCCAAGCCGGACACCUGGACUCCAAACUUGAGGAGCUAUCGGGAGAGAUUGUGCAGAAGAAGAAACAGGAAGAGGAGGAGGCAGAYGUGAAAAGAAAGGCCAUAGAUACAGCCUAUCUAGCCAGACAGGCGGUGAAGAACACCCCUAAAAGAGUGCCCAGUGUGACCGUGCGCUCUCCCCCGGGGUGCGGCUCGCCAAGCCUCGAGUUCUGCCAAGGGGACACACCCCAGAGCACACCCGAGGACCCCAGCACCUCAGUGACUGCCCCAGAAGCAGCAGGGUUCAUGCACCUGACUGAGGCCUGUGGGCUGGUUGGUGCAGAGUCAGGCCUGGGCACUCUUCUGGAUGACUCCCCACAAAAGAAGCUCUUGGGCCAGAAAGCCACGCCACCACCAUCCCCUCUCCUCUCUGAGCUACUGAAGAAAGGCAGUUUCAUACCCACGAGCCCCAGACUGGUUGGAGAUGGUGACCUGCCUGGUAAUAUGACAAUAGCACAUGACCUACAGCUCACAGGCUCCAUUCUCCCUGGCUGUCUAGCAACAGGUGCCCCUACACUCUCUCGUCUGCUGGAGGCUGGGCCUCAGUUCUCAGCUCCGCUGGGCUCCUUGGCCAGCAGCACAGACUCCUCCAGUGCCCUUCUCGCUGCUGCUGCACCCCCCACUAUGGACUCCCCCGCCUCACUACACACAGGCAGGGAUGAGGUGGAGGCCUCCCAGCCUGGCCCAGGGGAGGGGACAGAAGAGGGCCUAGUGACGGUGCCCUACAUGGGAGAUGAAUUGGACCUGGAGACAGUUGGGGACAUCAUCGCCAUCAUUGAGGAUAAGGGUGAUGAGAAUGCAGAGGCUCUGGAUGCGGCUGCAGUGGAGGCCGCUCUGUCCCUGUGUGAGGAGACUGGCCACGCCCUGUCUGGCCCCCCCUGGGAGCCCGGGCCCUUCAAGCCCCCUGAGUCUAACCCUGCCGCCCCCACACGGGCCCCACAAGCCUCCUCCUACUCCUCCUCCCKCCACGGCAGUCUGGAGGUGAAGAGGGAGAGCCUGGAGAUACGGGGUGGGGCCUCUGCAUGUGACAGCCAGGACAUCUGUACCUCAGGGUACACACACCCCCUAGGCAUCAGUGGCCUUCCUCCCUCCUGCUCGUCUAUGAUGCUGGAGCACAGCCAGCCUAUUGGCGCUCGUCUGCAGCAUGGGGUCAUGGGCGGGGCCGAUGGGGAGGGAAGCCCUGUCUCUCCCCAUGCCACCAUCAAGUGUGAGAGUGAAGAGUGGACGCAGCAAGGAGCUGACACACCACACGCAGACUCUGAGGGUGGCCCCAUGACAAGAGGACACUCCAAGGAGGAAGAGGAGGGGGUGAGCGACGGAGAGGAGAGGAGUGCCUCAGAGACUAAAGAGGGCCUGGAUGGGGGCGAUGAGGAGGCCUACCUGUCUGAGGCAGAAGGGGAGACGGAGCUGGAGCCCCCAGCCAGUGAGAGUGAGGACAGCUAUAGUCUGCACACAGCCUCCUCCUCUCUGCAGCUGCACACCACCGCAGACUCUAUCCCCAGCAGCCCUGCCUCCUCCCAGUUUUCGAUGUGCAGUGAGGACCAGGAGGCCAUGCAGGCUCAGAAGAUCUGGAGGAAAGCCAUCAUGCUGGUAUGGCGAGCAGCCGCCAAUCACAGGUAUGCUAAUGUGUUCCUGCAGCCUGUGACUGAUGACAUUGCCCCGGGGUAUCACAGUAUUGUGCACAGGCCCAUGGAYCUGUCCACCAUUAAGAAGAACAUUGAGACCGGUCUGAUCCGCACCACUGCAGAGUUCCAGCGGGACAUCAUGCUGAUGUUCCAGAACGCGGUGAUGUACAACAGCUGUGACCACGACGUGUUCCACAUGGCYCUGGAGAUGCAGAGGGACGUCCUGGAACAGAUCCAGCAGUUCCUGGCCACACAGCUCAUCAUGCAGACCUCCGAGUCGGGCGUCAGCGCCAAGAGCCUGAGGGGCCGAGAGAGCACUCGCAAGCAGGACCCCUCGGACAAGGACAGUGUCCCCAUGGCCUCUCCUGCCUUCCUUCUCUCUCUCUUUGAUGGGGGCACCAGGGGGCGCCGUUGUGCCAUAGAAGCUGACYUGAAGAUGAAGAAAUGAGUCGCAGGGAGCACCUGCAGAUGACUCUGGAUGGAGUACAACUGAUUGGUAUCCUCUAUCCAUGGUCAUGUCCCAGUUGAUGAAGGUAACGAAGGACACCACAGUCUGCGUCAAUGUCGUUUCAUGUCCUCUCACUUCAACUGGACAUGGUAUGUCUGGCUGAGAGAGCAAUGCAGUUCCUGAAUUGCAGCUUAGAGUAAAUGCAACCCCAACACUGAGAAAAACAUACUCCAACUCCUGAAUCGAGUCCCCUCCUAAACUGAGCAAGGCAUUGUGACGUAGAUAAACAGAGUGAGGAACAGUUGACUGAAUGAGAUGACUAGGGUCGUACUGUAUGUGUCGGUCAACACAACUGAAAUACCUUGCAUUGUGUAUGUGUUUCAUGAGUUUAAGUCCUUUGUAUAGUAUUGUACAGGCAUGUCCCUUUGUGUACAUAUGGUGCCUUUUUUAAAGGCAAUGAAUGUUUCAAAAUAAUAAAUAUUUGUUGCAAGAUUGUGGUCCCCCAAUUUAGCAAACCA